Penicillium bovifimosum is the source of this 1320-nucleotide messenger RNA. RefSeq lists its product as uncharacterized. Gene Ontology annotation, molecular function: proteasome binding. Gene Ontology annotation, biological process: proteasome assembly. The transcript is spliced from 2 exons. Bases 1 to 1320 code for a protein of 439 amino acids. Lineage: Eukaryota; Fungi; Ascomycota; Eurotiomycetes; Eurotiales; Aspergillaceae. The record is from RefSeq and is a predicted model, not a curated record.
AUGGCGCCUUCAGCAGGGCAUCUACUGCUCCCCAAAGUUUGGAGAGCAGCAAGGUUUGCCUAUGAAAAGGCUUCAAAGGCUUUACGUUCCAAAUUACCAGAGCCUACUAAGUACAAUCCAGUUCAAUACCAACCAGUCUAUGCUCGUAUCAACCCUCGGCAGCCAAUCAGUCGAGCUGCCGCCAUACGUCAAGCCCGCAGUCGCCACUUCUCGACUCAUGCCGCCCGCGCUUUCUCUUCUGCGAUUCGAUCGGGACUUGGAAUUGAUACCACUACCCGAAAUACCUCUCGUAUCAUUUCAAGCAUCAGUCGACUGAACAGCCGUGCGCCGUUCGCUUCUACACUCCGGCCCAAUCUGACCGGAGGCACUCUUGGCAGAACCGCAGGAGGAUACGCUGCUGGAGCUGGGCGUUUUGGUGGAGCUCGAUACUUCUCACACGGUCCUGCAGCACCGGCUCAAGUUAUCCAUAAUGUCUCUCAGGGUGUCCGCGCGUUCUUUUUGUCUGGGCAGAAAGUCCGGUUCGAUGGCGUGAACCCCCGCACUGGGGAGAAGCGGUACAAGGCCAUCAGCGCGCUGCAGCACCAGGCGGAGCAGAAGAUGAAUGCCAAGCCACUCAGUGCACCGGGAUCACACAUUGACUUUCAUAUUUCCCCGACCAUCACUGCACUCAGUUCAGCCGGUGUUCUCGGCAAGCAGGACGGCGCGCCAUGCAAGACCCUGAACUCGGAGGGUCUCAUGGAUCUACUUUCCGCUGACUUUGCUCGUGCGCUCAAGGAUUUCUCUGCUGUCAUGAAUGACCUCAAGCGGCUCUCAUCACUUGGAGAUCUUCCGAUCUUCCUUCAUGACCGAUCGACCAUACGGGUGCGCUUCCCAGGCUGUGAUGCGGAGACCGUCGAGCAGCUAUGCUCUGAAGUCGGGGUUCAGCGAGGCCGAAUUGUACAAGAUGAGGAUUUCGAGCUGCGUACUGGCGCUGAUCUAGCUCUAUUGUUCCCUUUCGCGCCCAGCACUGCUCCUCCAUCCGACACCGACUAUUAUUUCGAAAAAGCUCCAUUGCGUUCUCGAGUGUCUCUCGAUUGGCAAGGGAUGAUGUCACCAGCCAGUCCGAACUCGGGCAAUGCGAUCAGUUUUGAGGACAGCGAGCUCUUCGGUGCCAAUCCGUGGAAAUCCUCGAGCCAAAGCUACUCCAGUAUCAACAUCAGUGAGCUUGGAGAUCAACAAUUUUUCCCCGAAACAUCCGACGUCGGUCUGCCCGAGAGCACCUCUGCGUACGAAGGCAUAUACAAGUUCCUGGCUGAGUGUGAUAAUGCUAAGCGUUCUUAA